UGCCUGCCACCCGCAGUGCCUGGGCAGCUGCACGGCCCCGGACAGCGACAUGGCGUGCGCCGCCUGUGCCCACUACUACCACGAGGGUCGAUGUGUGGCCGACUGCCCGGUGGGCACCUACCGCUUCGAGGGCUGGCGCUGCAUCUCGAUGGACGUCUGUGCCAAGGUGCACCUGCCCGAUUCCGAGUCCUUCGUCAUCCACGCCGGCGAGUGCAUGCCCGACUGCCCGCCAGGAUUCACUCGCAACGGCAGCCAGAGUAUGUUUUGUCAAGCAUGUGACGGCGUGUGCGAUAAGAUCUGCGAGUCCAAGAACAUCGACUCUGUGAACGCAGCUCAGAACCUCAAGGGCUGCACAGUCAUCAAAGGCAACUUGAACAUCAACAUCCGCAGAGGAGACAACAUCACUGCGGAGCUGGAGAACUUCAUGGGUCUGAUUGAGACGGUGACGGGUUAUGUGAGGAUCCGCCAUUCCCACACACUCCAGUCACUCUCCUUCCUCAGGAGCCUGCGCUACAUCAACGGAGAACACCUCUGGGAAGACAUGUAUGCCUUCUCCGCUCUGGACAACCAGGACCUGGAGAGGCUGUGGAACUGGAGCUCCCACAACCUGACGAUCCGCGCGGGGAAGCUGCUCUUCCAGUUCAACCCCAAGCUGUGCAUGAGCGAGAUCAGCACCAUGUGGGAGAAGACGGGCAUCUCCGGCAAGUUCGAGAAGGACAGCUUCAGAAACAACGGAGACCGAGCCAGCUGUGAGAGUGGGAAGCUGACGUUCACGUCCAACAGCACCACCAGCAGCGAGAUCACGCUGACAUGGCAGAGGUACCGCCCUCCGGACCAGCAGCACAAGGCUGAUUUCGUGGUGUACUACAAAGAGGCACCUUUCCAGAACAUCACAGGGUUUGACGGCCAGGUCAGCUGCGGCCUGAACAGCUGGAACAUGCUGGACUUGGAAGCUCCGCAGGACCAUAACCACGACCCAGAAGUGCAGCUGAGCCACCUGAAGCCCUGGACGCAGUACGCCAUCUUUGUCAAGGCCUUCUCACUCUCGCAAGACCGCAGCGACGCCAAGAGUGACAUUGUCUACAUUCGCACCAAAGCGUCAGAGCCGUCGAUGCCUAUGGACUUGCGGGCCUUCUCUAAUUCCUCCACUAGGCUGGUGCUCAGGUGGUCCCCUCCAGUACACCCCAAUGGCAAUCACACCUUCUACCUGGUGCGCUGGCAGCAGCAGCCCGAAGAGCGAGCACUCUACCAGCACAACUACUGCGCUAAAGGCAUAAAGACCCCGGUCCGCUACCCUGCGCAAGUGGAAGGGGUGGGCACCAACCCCACGAAGCCGGACCCCUGUGCUGAGAAGGGCCAGUGCUGCCCCUGCCCCAAAAAUCCUGAGGAACUUCAGAACGAGAUAGACAAUGCAGCCUACCGCAAGGUGUUCGAGAACUUCCUGCAUAACUCCAUCUUCACCCCCAGACCCCCAGACCGUCGGCGGAGGGACCUGUUUGGCGUUGCCAGCACCUCCCUGUCGUUGCCAGCGAGCGGCAGCGUAGCGGAGGAACAGCGGGACCCGGCCAGGCUGUGGAAGCCCCAGUUUGAGUUCCACGAGCGGAAGGUGUGGGAGCACAACAUUGAGAUCACGGGCCUGCAGCCCUUCACCGUCUACCGCAUCGACCUGCACGCCUGCAACCAGGGCGUCCACUUCUGCAGCGCCUCCACCUUUGUCCUCUCAAGGACCAAUAAAGCAGAGAAAGCUGAUGACAUCCCAGGCAAAGUGACGUGGGAGUGGCUUAAAGACUCAGUCUUCCUGAGAUGGCCAGAGCCCAUUAAGCCAAACGGCCUCAUCCUGUUUUACGACAUCUAUUACCGCCUUGGCAACGAGCAGGAGAAGCAUGAGUGUGUGUCUCGUCUCCUGUACCGUAAACAAGGUGGAGGGCGUCUGCCCAACCUGGGCCCUGGUAACUACUCUGCCCGCGUCAGGGCAAUAUCGCUUGCCGGCAACGGUUCCUGGACAGAGCCUGUGGCCUUCUACGUGCCACACCUGGACCCGUAUGAUAACCUGCUUUACGUAAUAGUCAUUCUGCCCCUACUGUUUGUUUUCGCCGUUAUCCUGGGUGGGGUUUUCUACAUGGUCAACAAGAAAAGGAGCAGUGACCGUCUGGGCAAUGGGGUUCUGUACGCCUCGGUAAACCCAGAAUACUUCAGUGCUGCUGAAAUGUACGUUCCUGAUGAGUGGGAGGUGGCCCGUGAGAAGAUCACGCUAUGUCGGGAGCUUGGCCAGGGCAGCUUCGGCAUGGUGUAUGAGGGCAUCGCCAAGGGCGUCGUCAAGGACGAGCCGGAGACGCGCGUGGCCAUCAAAACGGUCAACGAGUCAGCCAGCAUGCACGAGCGCAUAGAGUUCCUCAACGAGGCCUCCGUCAUGAAGGAGUUCAACUGCCACCACGUGGUGCGUCUGCUGGGAGUGGUCUCACAGGGACAGCCCACUCUGGUGAUUAUGGAACUUAUGACUCGUGGAGACCUGAAGAGUCACCUGAGAUCACUUCGUGCCAAAGAGAGCUGUACGAGUCUGCCGCUGCCCCCCCUGAAGAAGAUGAUCCAGAUGACGGGGGAGAUUGCUGACGGCAUGGCCUACCUUAACGCCAACAAGUUCGUGCACAGAGACCUGGCCGCCAGGAACUGCAUGGUGGCCGAGGACUUCACCGUCAAGAUCGGAGACUUUGGCAUGACGCGGGACAUCUAUGAGACGGACUACUACCGUAAGGGGGGGAAGGGGCUGCUGCCCGUGCGCUGGAUGUCCCCGGAGUCCCUGAAGGACGGAGUCUUCACCACCAUGUCCGACGUCUGGUCGUUUGGGGUGGUGCUGUGGGAGAUUGCCACCCUGGCAGAGCAGCCCUACCAGGGCAUGUCCAACGAGCAGGUGCUGCGCUUCGUCAUGGAGGGAGGUCUGCUGGACAAGCCCGACAACUGCCCCGACAUGCUGUUUGAGCUGAUGCGGAUGUGCUGGCAGUACAACCCAAAGAUGCGUCCGUCCUUCCUGGAGAUUAUCAGCAGCAUUAAGGAAGAGCUGGAGGCGCCAUUCCGGGAGGUCAGCUUCUUCUACAGCGAGGAGAACAAGGCGCCCGACACCGAGGAGCUGGACAUGGAGGCCAUGCACAAUAUGCUGCUGGACGCCCAGAGCAACCUGCAGCCGCUGACCGCAGCCAACACCAGCGCACCCCCCUCUUCCAGCGCCAACAUGGCCGCUGCCAACGCUGCCGCUGCUGCCGCCGCAGUCGCCGCUGGUACCAUCGCUGCCACGAACGCCGCCGUCGCCGCGGCAACCGCCUCCAGCAGCAUCAGCAGCGCCAGCAACAACAACAACGCUGCCGCCGCCGCCGCGCCGGGCUCCCCGACCAGCAUCACGGGCACUGCAGCUGGAGCGGUUGCCGUGGCAGCAGCAGCGGCCGCCGCGGGGUCGCCCCUCGCCCCUUCCUCGCCCUCCUCGUCCCCUGGCUCGGACAGACCCUCAGGCCACGCCCACGGAGCGGCGGCAGCAGCCAACGGGCCAAUGGUGUUGCUGGGGGCGGGGCUGGACGAGAGCCAGCCGUAUGCGCACAUGAACGGCCGUAAGAGUCAGAGGGCAUUGCCGCUGCCGCAGUCAUCCGCUUGCUGACCCUACGAUCACACACACGCGCGCUCUCACACACACGGAUACGAUACACACAAGCAUACACACACACACGUGUGUACACACACAUGAGCGUGCCUGCCUCAGCUCUC
Molecule: messenger RNA, 3750 nt
Organism: Alosa alosa (allis shad)
Lineage: Eukaryota; Metazoa; Chordata; Actinopteri; Clupeiformes; Clupeidae
Product: insulin-like growth factor 1 receptor
Biological process (GO): multicellular organism development; positive regulation of MAPK cascade; glucose homeostasis
Cellular component (GO): axon; insulin receptor complex; membrane
Molecular function (GO): ATP binding; insulin receptor activity; insulin receptor substrate binding
Source: RefSeq, a predicted model, not a curated record